AUGUCCCUAGAAGAUUCAUUAAGCAAACUUUCCCUAUAUGAUGCCAAAAAGUACUUCAGAAAGGCUCAAAAUGUGGUGUUCAACUUUACCGAAAUGGAAGCCAAGGUCCGCGAAGCAACCAAUAAUGAACCCUGGGGAGCUUCAUCGAGUUUGAUGGCAAUGAUUGCUCAAGGUACUUAUAACGCCAGAGAGCGUGAGGAAAUUUUAGGGAUGGUAUUUAAGAGGUUCGUGGAGAAGUCCGCAAGUGAAUGGAGACAAAUAUACAAGUCACUACAAUUAUUGGACUAUUUAAUAAAAAAUGGUUCUGAACGAUUUAUAGAUGAGGUUAGGUCAAAUUUAAAUUUGAUCAGAAUGUUAGAAUCGUUUCAUUAUAUUGAUUCCCAAGGUCGGGAUCAAGGUAUAAAUGUUAGAAACAGGGCUCAGUCUUUAAUAAAACUACUUCGCGAUGACUCUCAAAUUAGAGCUGAGCGUAAAAAGGCUAGGGCAAACUCCGGUAAGUUCCGAGGUGUUGCAGGCGGCAUUCCAUCUUAUAUUCCUGGGAGUUCAGUUAACCCGGCUGCUGGCUUUACGCGGUCCACUUCGUAUGGUAUAUCAAUUAGUGCUGAUUAUGACAGUGACGAUGAGAACCAGAACAACCAUAGUCUUCACGCGAGGGAUUCAUCUCGGUGGAGCGAUGGGCACUAUGAGCCCAAUGUUCCCCAAGAAGAAGAAGAAGAAGAAGAAGAAGACGAAUUUUCAGAGUUCCAAAGUGCUCCCCCAGUUACGGCCUCAUAUAAGAACAGAACUGUUGAAUCUCUAACUGACUCACAGCGCUCUUCUUCUCAAAACACUACCGACUUACUGCAAGAUUUGAACUUUCAACGUUAUCAGCCACGUCCCACUCCUCCAAAGUCUACUACCUCAAUUUCCAUUGAUAAGAAUGAUCCCUUCAGCGUAUUAUUGGGUACAGCCAAGAAGGGCUCAUCCAGAAGUUCUAUGUCCCCACAAAAGAGUACUUCAAAUCUUAGUAUGCCAUCUAAAUUAGACAUUAACGAAGACACGGAUGAUAUUUUUGGUGAACUGACUUCCGCCCCAAGUGCGCCUAUUGCUCAGCAGGCCAAUACCAAUAGUAAAAAAGCUAACAAUUCUACAAAUCUAAAUGAAGUGGACUUGUUAAGCUUUUAA
Eremothecium sinecaudum is the source of this 1164-nucleotide messenger RNA. It is a transcript of the gene ENT3, whose product is annotated as Ent3p. The record is from RefSeq and is a predicted model, not a curated record. Gene Ontology annotation, molecular function: clathrin binding; phospholipid binding. Gene Ontology annotation, cellular component: plasma membrane; clathrin vesicle coat; endosome. The transcript has a single exon. Gene Ontology annotation, biological process: endocytosis; Golgi to endosome transport. NCBI's taxonomy places the organism in Eukaryota, Fungi, Ascomycota, Saccharomycetes, Saccharomycetales, Saccharomycetaceae. The coding region runs from base 1 to 1164 and encodes 387 amino acids.